CCUCAGAUGUGCUUGUGCCAUUUGGGCUUAUCUUGCGUCACGCGCCCCCUCGCCCCCUCCCCCCUGAUGCGGCAUCAAUAUAGCCGGGAGGGGACGCCCAAGGACCCACAAACGCAUUGUCCAAAUGCGUCCGAUGGAAAGGCAGGGUCUGCGUACUCAUGUUCGUGUACGCUUUGAUGCUACCGCUAAGCGUGAGGAAGGGGAGAGGAUCUCAGGGCAGCGCGGUGUGUGCAAGCCGCUUGCUCCUCCAGCGCACCUCGCAGGCGAUGAAGACUGACGUUGGGGGCGUCGUACGGCCACGCGGGAGGUCCUCAUGCGUAUUCGCGUGCGUCACUUCAUCUUCCAGAUCGCAGCAUGCUUCUGCCCUUCGAGGACACGUUGUACGUCCGCCCGCCCGGCGCCGAUGCAUGCCUGCCGCCGGUACGCCCACAAACCGCAGGUUACAAAGAAGACAUGAUAUCACUGAACCCGGUACCAUCCAUGCUGAAGUGCUCUGUCCAGGGCAGGCUUCCGACGAAACGGGGGUACAUGCAGGACGAUAGCCGGACGGCUUCUUCGAUGUGGUGGCUCUGCUCCGGCGCGUUUGCGCCUGCUUGUGCUCUCGGCUAAGGCGCGUCUACUCUCGGCGUCGGGGCGUGGUGGCUUAGCCUAAGGAAGCUUGGCAAUACCUUCCUGCAGUCGAGUCAACUAAGACUCGCCCUGCACGUCCGCAGUACGGUGUGCCUUCUUCUAUCCCAUGCUUUCCCUCGUCAAUUGGUCUGCUUACUGCCCAAUAGCGUCUAUCCUUCCCUCCGCAGUCCCAUCGCUUCCCUCUUCUUGCUCGCCUGUUCUUCCCCUCUGUCUUCCUGUCCUUCUCGACGCCAUUUUGCCAUCUUCUCACAUCCCUUGGCCCUCUUUCCCACUGUCUCUCGCCCCGGAUCUCACGCCCGUGCCUCGAGG
Messenger RNA from Schizophyllum commune H4-8, 939 nucleotides. RefSeq lists its product as uncharacterized. NCBI's taxonomy places the organism in Eukaryota, Fungi, Basidiomycota, Agaricomycetes, Agaricales, Schizophyllaceae. The coding region runs from base 159 to 542 and encodes 127 amino acids. The transcript has 2 exons. The record is from RefSeq and is a predicted model, not a curated record.